This is a messenger RNA of Eptesicus fuscus (big brown bat), 4778 nucleotides long. It is a transcript of the gene ELK4, whose product is annotated as ETS transcription factor ELK4. Gene Ontology annotation, molecular function: DNA-binding transcription factor activity, RNA polymerase II-specific; sequence-specific DNA binding. The coding region runs from base 250 to 1539 and encodes 429 amino acids. The record is from RefSeq and is a predicted model, not a curated record. Gene Ontology annotation, biological process: cell differentiation; regulation of transcription by RNA polymerase II. NCBI's taxonomy places the organism in Eukaryota, Metazoa, Chordata, Mammalia, Chiroptera, Vespertilionidae. The transcript is spliced from 5 exons. Gene Ontology annotation, cellular component: nucleus.
CGUGCGGGGGCGGCAGGGCGGGGCGCAGAGCCGCGGCGGGGCGGGGGCGGCGGGAGAUGCGGGCGGCUGCGGGCACCCGGCGGGCUGGGCUCGGCCGCCGCCGCCUUCUCCGGCUCCGCCGCGGGGGUCGCCGUGGCUGCCGCGCCGUCCCCGAGGUCCCGGCGUGAGGAGGAGGCGGCGGGCGGAGAGCAGCGUCCUGUUCGAGACGGAGACCCCGAGGGAGCCCCGCGCGCGUCCUCGCUCAUUGCUAUGGACAGUGCUAUCACCCUAUGGCAGUUCCUCCUUCAGCUCCUGCAGGAGCCUCAGAACAAGCACAUGAUCUGCUGGACCUCUGACAAUGGGGAGUUCAAGCUUUUGCAGGCGGAAGAGGUGGCUCGGCUCUGGGGGAUUCGCAAGAACAAACCUAAUAUGAACUACGACAAGCUCAGCCGAGCCCUCAGAUACUAUUAUGUAAAGAAUAUCAUAAAGAAAGUGAAUGGUCAGAAGUUCGUGUACAAGUUCGUGUCGUACCCGGAGAUUCUGAGCAUGGACCCGAUGAAGGUGGGCAGGAUUGAGGGAGACUGCGAGGCCUUGGGCGCCGGCGAGGUCGGCGGCGGUCCCAGAGACGUGGAGAGCGGAGGGAAGGAGAGGCCCCCGCAGGCCGGUGCCAAGGCCUCGAGCCGCAACGACUACAUACACUCCGGCUUGUAUUCUUCGUUUACCCUCAACUCUUUGAACGCCUCCAGGAGGAAGCUCCUCAAGUCUAUAAAGAUCGAGAAUCCAGCUGAGAGAUUGGCAGAGAAGAAAUCUCAGAAGCCAGCACCGUCCGUCAUUAAGUUCGUCACAACACCUUCCAAAAAGCCACCAGUUGAACCCGUGGCUGCCACCAUUUCAUCGGGCGCCAGUGUUUCCCCGUCUUCGGAAGAAACUCUCCAAGCGCUGGAGACGUUGGCCUCCCCCAAACUGCCUUCCCUGGAAGCCCCGGCCUCCGCCUGCAGUGCAGCCGCCGCCGCGUUUCCCGGCACACCCGUCCCGUCCCCUUCCUUCCCGGAGCCUCCGCGCACGCCCUCCCCGCCGCUCAGCUCCAACCCGGACAUCGACACAGACAUCGACUCUGUGGCCUCGCAGCCCCUGGGCCUGCCAGAGAACUUGGCGCUGGAGCCGAAGGACCGGGACUCGGCCUCGCCGGGAAAGGACAGAGCAAACACCUCGUCCAGAUCCAAGAAGCCCAAGGGGUUGGAGCUGGCUCCCAUCCUCCUGAUCACGGGCAGCGACCCCAGCCCCCUGGGCAUCCUGAGCCCCUCCCUCCCCACAGCUUCCCUUACGCCAGCACUGUUCUCACAGACGCCCAUCCUACUGACUCCCAGCCCCUUGCUCUCCAGCAUCCACUUCUGGAGCACCCUCAGCCCUGUCGCUCCCCUCAGCCCAGCCAGACUGCAAGGUGCUAACACACUCUUCCAGUUUCCUUCUGUUCUGAACAGUCAUGGGCCGUUCACUCUGUCUGGCCUGGAUGGACCUUCCACCCCUGGCCCCUUUUCCCCAGAUCUACAGAAGACAUAAUGGUGCACUUGCAGAAAGAGAGAACCAAAGAAUAAAGAAACAGAGGGGCACGCCGCACGACUGCCUUUGAAGUGAGUGGCGGACAGUUGCGCAGUGCUGGUAAUAGACUAUCGUGAUUUUUGCUAUUCCCGUCAAAAUGCCUUUUUAGGAUUCCCUUCCAAGAAGACUCAAGUUGGACUGUGUUUAACAAUGCCUUAAUUGGAGUCUGAACUCCACCUCCCUCUUUUUCUUUCUUUUAUUUUUCUAACAAAUACUUGAGCUUUGUGUUAAGGAAAUGUUUGGUGGGGUUUAGCAGCUAGCUAUGGUUUGCCAGAGCAGUUAAGAACGAAGUUAUUCCUUCUGCCUUAUUGGGACCCUUUGGUCAGGAAAAAAAAAAAAAAAUUACGCUUUGAGCAUAUUAUUUAAAGAAAUACGAGUUAAAUGAAAUUGGCCAUAUCUCUAAGACUAAGUGUGCUUUGUUGGGUAACGAGAAGUGAGCUGUGCAUAAGCAGGAGAGGAAAAAGACAUUUCUGUUCCCACGGAGGAAGACUGGGGCUGGUUCUGUAUUGCUGUGGAGUCUGACCUAUGAGAAGCAACUCUGCAAAAGCGCAUCCUACUUACGUUUGUUCAGGAGGGUCUCUCAGCCACACGUGUGUGAUCUUGUCUGGGCCUGUCUACAGAGCAUGGGGCUAGUCCGUUUCAGCGGAGGGAGACUUUUAAACCUGGAGUUUAAAACUGUUUGCAGCAGCCAGUGAGAACAGGGGGCCCCGUCUCCAGCACGGAAAAGUUGGCUGCUCGCGGGGUGCUCCCGUUCCACAUCCGUGGGCGACAGCGCGGUGGAGGGCCGCUUUUAGGAGAAGAAGCCCGGGUUUGAGACUUAGAGGCAUCUCUGAGUGAAAGAUCCACGUGAAUAACUUGAAACAGCAUCUGUGGCCUUUCCCAGUUCGCGGAUACAUCCCUGCAUGAAGGACGCUUUCUCGUUUCUGUGCCUUGCACCUCAUUUUCUACCGUAUGUUGCUCUUCUUUUAAAUGUGAGGUUGAGAGAGGCUGUGACAGCUUUGAAGAUGUAAUUGGAUGAAAAACCUCCAAAUCCGUAGUGAGGCUAAGGUGUGCUGAUGUCUUUGAAUAGUUCUUUUUAAAUUAGGGAGGAGCAGAAGUCCUUUGGGAAUUCUCCUGCAUAGGAAUUAGAUGGUUCCUAUUAGUAGGGGAAAAUUUGGGCCUUUGUCUCUACAGUACCAAGUUUAUAAAAUACUCCUUUGUGGUAAUCAAUGCCAGCUUUGUGGAUGCCCCAAACUGAAUUGAUACCAACGUCUCAGUGGAAUCUUUUGGCCUUAAAGUCCAAGAUUAGAUAGUAUAUGCGGCCAUCCCCCACCCCCACCGCUCUGUCCAUUAAACUAGUCUUUUACCCCUAGAAAUAGUUCCUAUAAUUCAAUCGCAUGAACUAAAUGGAAUGAGGGAAUAAAGAACUGAGGGCUCAAAAGGACCCUGAUACAAACCAGCACCUUCCAGGUGUACAAUCUGUUAAGUGUGUUUACACCCAGGGAGGAGGAGUGCUCGUGAAAGACGGCUGUGCUCGGCAGUGGCAGCGGAGGGACGGUAUUCAGGGAGCUGCCUUUGCAUUCGGAGCGUGGGAGACCCAUUCCUGCUUCCUCGGGGUCUCAGCCGGGGCCUGUUCCUGAGACGUGCAAUAGCCGUGUUGAGAGGUCGUGGUGUUCAGUAGUGAUGCGGACAGAGUUCCCGGACGUCCCCCCCACCUUGCAUCGUUUAGUCUGCAUGCCUGUUUGAAAGUGGACCUCUCCGCAGCACUUUGGAAUAGUUUUAUUAGGUUGAUUAACAUUUUGUACAUUAAAUAAGUAAAUUUUUAAAAAUAUAUAUUUUAUUGAUUUUUUUACAGAGAGGAAGGGAAAGGGAUAGAGAGUUAGAAACAUCGAAGAGAGAGAAACAUCGAUCAGCUGCAUCCUGCACCCUCCCCACUGGGGAUGUGCCCGCAACCAAGAUACAUGCCCUUGACCGGAAUCGAACCUGGGACCCUUGAGUCCGCAGUCUGACGCUCUAUCCACUGAGCCAAACCGGUUAGGGCAAUAAGUAAAUAUUGAUGGGUUGACUGAAUUAGAUAUUUAAAAUGGUGAAAGCACAAGAAAUAUCUUUUGGAAUUAAAGGAGAAAAGCCAUUGGUUUGUUUUCCCAGAUGCUCUCUUUAGUAAUUCACUGUUUCAGCACAGCGGUGCCUGGGAAGCGAGGACACCAUUGGAACUGAGUCAGAGCAACUUCCUAGGAACGAGUGUGGGUGAGCCCUCGGUCCAUAAACCUAUCCUGGAGGCCUCUGAGUGGUGUGGGCCUCUCGGAGGCUGAUGGUGACCUGCUUUCUCUGUGAGAUCACUUAAGCUUGUGUGUGUGUGUGUGUGUGUGUGUCCUUUUUUAAAUGAAAGUUUACAACCUUAGCUCAAGUGUCCGAGACUGUUCUAUUUGUAAACUACCUCCUCCCUGGAGAAGUCUCAGCUUCCUGUUUUUUUGAACAUCCAUGGAGUGACAUACCACUGCGGACCAGUACACUGGAGAGACUUCCAUUUGGUAGCUGUCGCUGGUAUCCAUCGCGAGUCGCUUUGCCAGGAUGAAUGUUGGUGGGCAAAGGCAGCCUAAGUUAAGCUCGGGGAGCAGGCUGCAUGAGUCUUGGAGCCCUCUGCUGCGAUUAUCCUAGCUCUCCGUCUGCUCUGGUCCAUAUCUACUCAGUUGUCUGCUGGAAACUGUUUAACUGCCAGGCUCUCUGAAGGGGAAAAGAAGCCCUUAUAUGUAGCAUUUGCUGAUUCCCAUGUGAGAGUUCUCCCCAUAGGGCUGAUUUUAGCUACCGCAUUGGAGCUGGGAAGGGACGUGCACAGCCGCACCCUCAGCCAGCAGCCCGCUGUCUUCCUUCCGCCCUGGGGUGGUGGAUUUUCACAUAGCUUCUAAAACAUUUUUUUUUUCAUAUGCUGAUUUUUAAAAAUACAAAAUUAAAACCACAUGUCUGACGUCAGUAAUCUUUUUUUUCAUGGUCUGUCUCAGUGCUUUUGUGAUGUUAGAUUCCUCAUGGCGUAUUUUGUGUGUUCAAACAAAGGUGGAAACUGCCAUUGAUUUUUUAAAAUAUAUAUAUAAUGAGAAUCCAAAAACCCUCAAAAGGUCAACCUUCAGCUUCUUAGAGUUAAAAUAUAGGUUUAAUUUUUCUUAUUUUUAUGGUUAAAAAAUAAGUUUAAUUCUUUUUCUUCAAAUUUUGAUGGGAAAAGUAAG